AUGUCGAACCCUCAAGAUAAUCCAGGCACUCCUCCACCACCCUCCCCUUCUGGUUCCUCUACACCACAUCCACCCAGAACAACCACUCAACCUCGGAGAAGGCAAGUAAAAAUGCUUGCUCGGAAAACGGUGGCAACUAGUGCUCUUUCAAAGAAAUUGUACAAGAAAUUAAAGUUAAGCCAAGCCCAAGAUUCUGAGAACUCAGACGAUUCGUUCAAAUCUGAUAGUGAGGGGGAAGGAACUGGGUCUUUUGACUCUGAGAAGGCUCAAAACUCCCCUUCUAAGGUAAGUUCUACUUUGGGUGAAAAUUCUGAAAAUAGCUAUCUGUGGGUUGAACAUGCAAAUGUGGAAGAAAGAGGCAAGAAAUCAGGGGGAAGUGGUUCAGGGGAGGCUGCUGAAGGGUUGGUUAAUCUAAGUUCACAUGCAGAUGAACCCGGUUCAUCUAUUGAGACCCUAGAAUACCUUCUAAAGAAAGUAGAUGCCAGUUAUGAUCCAAAGAAAAGGAGAACUCUAACACCAAAAGCCCCCAGUACUGCAAAACCUUCCAAGAAACGAAAGGCUUCCUCCCAAACAACUACUGAAAUUCCCUUGCCAAAGGGAAUAUCCACAAGAAGUAGAGUGAAAUAG
Messenger RNA from Nicotiana tabacum (common tobacco), 627 nucleotides. The record is from RefSeq and is a predicted model, not a curated record. NCBI's taxonomy places the organism in Eukaryota, Viridiplantae, Streptophyta, Magnoliopsida, Solanales, Solanaceae.